AUGAGCAGGAUAUUGGUGAUCGGCGGGACGGGGAACAUCUGGCAGCACCUUGUGACGGCGAGCCUCAACGCCGGCCACCGGACGGCUGUGCUCGUCCGCCCGACCACCGUCGCACCCGACUCCGACAAGGCGAAGCUCUUGAACUCCCUCGAGGCCCGCGGAGUCAGCGUUGUCUACGGGGACAUGAUGGACCACGGGAGCUUGGUGGCGGCGAUCAAGCAGCAUGGGGAGGUUGUAAUCUCCGCCGUCGGACACGGCAGGCCGGAGGAGCUGGACGGCCAGAUCAAGAUCAUCCAAGCGAUAAAGGAGGCUGGAGAUGUGAAGCGUUUUGUGCCAUCUGAAUUCGGGUGUGACGUGGAGCAUCAUGCCGAGCGCACCCUGGAGCCAGCAAAGAGCAUGAUAGUAGAAUCCAAGCUUCGAGUUCGGCGAGCCAUCACAGACGUAGGGAUUCCUCAUACCAUCAUCUGCAGCUACUGGGCUAUUGGCUUGCUGUUUUCUACACUCGGCAACUCCGGAGAAAAUGGCCCUCUGUCGACGGCGGUGGACAUCUUUGGUGACGAAAAAUCACGAGCCAUCUUUGUAGACGAGAAGGAUAUGAGCAUGCUGACCAUAAGAGCCGUGGAGGACCCACGAACGCUUGACAAGAUCCUGCACGUGCGCCCUCCCGCCAACAUGCGCUCCUUCGGCCAGCUCCUCCAUCUCCUGGAGAAGAAAACCGGCAGGACGUUCGAGAGGCACUACAUCACCGAACAGGAGCUCGCCAAGAAAAUCCAAGAGGCUCCAUUCCCUCUCAACUUUCAGCUGGCGAUGGUGCACUCGACGCUGGUGCACGCCGGGGCGUGUGAGCGCGCGGUCGACCCGGCUGUUGACGUGGAGGCGACGCGGCUGUACCCGGACGUACAGUUCCUCACGGUGGAGGAGUGCUUGGAUGGCCUUCUUCUCUGA
This is a messenger RNA of Triticum turgidum subsp. durum (durum wheat), 945 nucleotides long. Lineage: Eukaryota; Viridiplantae; Streptophyta; Magnoliopsida; Poales; Poaceae. The record is from the annotation of a GenBank genome assembly.